This is a messenger RNA of Amoebophrya sp. A120, 689 nucleotides long. The record is from the annotation of a GenBank genome assembly. Lineage: Eukaryota; Dinophyceae; Syndiniales; Amoebophryaceae.
CUUCCAACCGUACUAAUUUCGAAGUGGCGAGAAGGACGUCCAACUUGGCUUUAACGAAAGCGAGGAAGAUAUCACAGGAAAAAAGUGUUUCACUGUGAUGGUUUUGCAAGAUCUGCAUCACAAGUUUGCUACACAUGACACAGAAAAUUUGCCAUGUGCGUUUCCCAAGAAGGGAAAACACGCUUAAAAAUCCAUUGGGUUGCAGGUGUAGCAAGACAAACACGUUGGUGUUUCGUUCACUGCAUGACAAGUUCACAGUGAAACAGUUUUUUCUUGCGAUAGAAGAGCACGCAGCGGGACGGCAAUAUGACAACGGAAGUCGUCGGUCUGAACCAUCCGCAGUCGACGGUAAGAGACCAGGCGAGACGGGAAAGAAUGUAUCCUGAGUAAAUAAACGUCCUCCCCCCAUACAGUUGUCAUGCAGGUUUGCAAUGACAAGACAAUUUGUGAUGCGCAUCCCCAUGAAAGGCAUUUGCAGGCGUGUUUGAAAAUUUGUAAUGGUGUAAACGGGAUAAGCAGCUGGGUCUGUAAUGCAGAUGCCUUUGCUAACCUGCACUACACUACGGACGGCAACUUGUCAUGCGAUACAUCCAAAACUUCUGGAUUUGUGUUGCGAGAUCCCCAUCUUGACUCUGGGAUGGGAACGUUUUUCCUUAGGAAAGAAUGGAGGAGAUCUUUAUCCGCUCGGG